Phoenix dactylifera (date palm) is the source of this 1165-nucleotide messenger RNA. Its product is annotated as transcription factor BHLH062-like. Lineage: Eukaryota; Viridiplantae; Streptophyta; Magnoliopsida; Arecales; Arecaceae. The record is from RefSeq and is a predicted model, not a curated record. Gene Ontology annotation, molecular function: protein dimerization activity.
AUCGCUACGACUCGCAACCACAUAGAGCGUCUUUCGGAGCGAAAUACCGGGUUUAGCCUCCAGAGUUCGUCAGAAGACCCUGUUCACAUUGCUCGCAACGUCUUCUGGGGAACGAGCUCGUGUAACAAAACGACGGAGGAGAAACGAAACCCCGGAGCUUACUUCAAUCCGAACUCCGAUCUCUUCUCCUCAGGCACCGCGGAGCGAUCUCCGAAUUCCUCGAGCAAAAGCAACUCGAGCACGGUCUCAGAGCAUCCGUCUUCUAUGGCGAAGGAGACAAAUGUUGCAGCUGAUGAGCCAGUUGACGGGUCUCUCCUUAACAAAAAGAGUCAGGGAAGAGUUCCAAAGAAAAUACAUAAAGCGGAGAGAGAGAAACUUAAACGUGAGCAACUGAAUGAGCUCUUUCUCGAGCUGGGUCGUGUUCUUGAGCCAGCUCGACAGAAUAAUGGUAAGGCGACCAUACUGGUUGAUGCUUCUCGGAUACUGCGAGAUCUUCUUGCCCAAGUAGAAUCACUUAGAAAGGAAAAUGCCGAAUUGCUAACCGAAUCAAGCUAUGUUACUGCAGAGAAAAAUGAACUGAGAGACGAGAACACUGCUCUGCAGGCGGAAAUUGCAGAACUUCGAAAUGAGCUGCAAGUGAGAAUGAUGUCUGAUUCUGUGCGGACCAACAGCACGGACGUGAGCCCUCCAGCUUUGCCACAGCCUGUGAGCAUGGUGCUGCAGCAGCAGCCACCUGGCAUCAGACCAGUGCAGGGCACCCCCAUUCGAGAGCUCCAACUCUUUCCAGAGUCUGCGAGGACACUAACAGAGCCCAGACCUGCCUCCAAUGUGACGAGACCUCAUGCCCGGUAUCCAACUCCAUCCGACUCCUGGCCGGGGCAGCUCCUUUCCAGUCUUCCAAGAACAGCACAGGAAGAGCAUCAUCCUAGCAGUACCUGCAGCAGCAUCACAAUUAGCAGCAGGGAAGAAGGCUCAGAUAAAUCAUGAGCCAUCCGAGAGAAAUGCAACAGGAAAUUGAUAUAAUUCUUCCGAAUUAAUGCUCAGAGAGGCAUCACCCCAAAAAAUGAGGGUGCCAUUGAUGGUCCCCGAGCUAUCUGGAAAGUAAAAACAGUAUUUAUAAUUUGAGGGUGGCAUUCUGUUUAUUAUCAGAUUGAGGCUUCUCUUA